UACACCUGUAUCUGUACGUAAGAGGAUAGCCCUCUUCCAGGCCCCGUUUUCCGCGUUUUUUAAUUAUUUAUUUCCGUGUAAACUGCAGUCUUGAUAUAAAAACAUUGAUGGUCGAUAAUUUAGCGCUGCAUUGAGGGCCCGGGGGAGAACUGCAAAGGAUUAUUAAGUCAUCUCAGACCUCAGUUUUUAUACAUCGACAUGGCUCGACCACGGCCGCGGGAAUACACGGCAGGAGAUUUGGUAUUCGCUAAAAUGAAGGGAUACCCGCACUGGCCGGCGAGGAUUGAUGAGCUUCCAGAAGGAGCUGUUAAACCACCUGCCAACAAGUACCCCAUCUUCUUCUUUGGGACCCAUGAAACUGCAUUCUUGGGUCCGAAGGAUCUUCUGCCCUACAAGGAGUAUAAAGACAAAUUUGGGAAAUCAAACAAGAGGAAAGGCUUCAACGAGGGCUUGUGGGAGAUCGAGAACAACCCUGGAGUCAAGUUCACAGGCUAUCAGGCCAUCCAGCAACAGAGUUCAUCAGAAACAGAAGAGGGGGGAAACACUGCUGAUGGCAGCAGUGACGGCGAGGAGGGCGAUUCUGUUGAAGAAGAAGAUGACAAGGAGAAGCUGAAGGGAGACAAGACUGGAUCCAAACGGAAAAGGACAGCUACCUCCAAGGGAGUUGUCGUUCCUGUGUGUCAUCCACUGCCAUUCAAGACGUUUCAUGAGCCCUCACCUCACACAGAGUGACAACACAAGAACAACACCACAUGUCCAAGAAAUCAGAAGUGGAUUACCAUACUACAGGAACCUGAAACAAUUACAUAUUGACAUAGACAUAUUGAAAAUAACUAACUUCUUGUUCUAUGUGAUCUUCACCCUUUCCCAACAACCCAACUAUAUCAUCUUUAAUCUCUGUCAUUAACUUACAUUAUUAUUAAUCAUUCCAUGUAUGUAUAUAUUGUUGUUACACAAAAAACUGAAAAAUACUUUCAACUUUACAAACAGUAUGUCAUUCUUAUACCUUUCACCUCAUAAAAACUGUGUAAUAUACUGACUCAUUAAUAACCUGUAUCAUUUACUAUCAAACUGUCAUGUGUUUAGUUUUUCUUUCAAAUCAAACAUUUUAAGAUGAAUGGAAUUUGAUCAUUUACAACAUUUGUGACUCAAAUAAAGCUACAUAGCUAAAACAAUGUCAUGUGAUAUGCUCAGAACAGAAAUUCCUGAGACCAAUACAGCAAAUUGCUGAUGAACAUUUAAUAUCCAGGAUUUCAUGCAUGGGGCUGUAGUAAGAGAGAAACUCAGUACAUUAAGAAUUUGGAGUAUCUUAUAUUUUUCGGAUUAAGGAUUUAAAUAGAACAAGUUUCCAAUCUCUAGGUUAGCCAUUGCUGGUAGAGAACAAAGAUAGCUAAGCUAAGAUGCUACACAGGGCUAAGUACUAUUUUAAAGAGUUUUUUAAUUUUUUUUAAACUUAGUGCCCACAGAAGUAACCUACUGUUAGUACCAAAGCCAAGGAGCAUAUCAUUAGCCAAUGGCAUUCUUUUGUAGGGUUAGAUCUUAUGUUAGAAACAGCCCCAUUCAGGAUUGAAACAUUCAUUGUGUGGGUGCUGGUCCUGGAUACUACUGUAUCAUAGUCUAGAGUAACAUUAGUACUCUGUUCAGCUCUGUUUAGUUUGGGGAAAGUUUACAUUCGAGUAACUCCAGCCAAACCUGUGAGGUUGAAUAGCGCUAACUUUUACCAAGCUCAUUAGUUAAUUGUCAUCCUUUUCAUAUAUAAAACUUGAACAUAAUGUUUGAAAAUACAAACAAUAAGGUAAAAUAAUCUUACUUUUUAUUUCAAAUGUAUGGUUAUCUGUAAUAAUGUUCUGUAAUAGUGAAUGUAUUGACCACUUUGUUUUUCCUUUGUGUGAAUCACUCUUGGACUGACUGAGACUUAUGACGCAUGCUUGCUUGUAGAAAUACAUGAACCAUAAAAUAAAUAAUAAUUUCCA
This is a messenger RNA of Micropterus dolomieu (smallmouth bass), 1973 nucleotides long. RefSeq names its product hepatoma-derived growth factor-related protein 3-like. The record is from RefSeq and is a predicted model, not a curated record. Bases 199 to 732 code for a protein of 177 amino acids. Gene Ontology annotation, cellular component: nucleus. Gene Ontology annotation, biological process: regulation of transcription by RNA polymerase II. Lineage: Eukaryota; Metazoa; Chordata; Actinopteri; Centrarchiformes; Centrarchidae. The transcript is spliced from 6 exons. Gene Ontology annotation, molecular function: double-stranded DNA binding; transcription coregulator activity.